AUGGGGCCCCUGCCGGCUCCCCAGCUUUGCCUGUUUGCAGUGCCGCUCACCGGUCUUCAACCUCCCUGCCACCUACCACGCACCGCUGACCUUCUCGCCUAUGGCCCAGCAACUCCUGCACUGCCUGUGGCCCCCACCGCCAUCGCUCCACUCCCCGGGCACCGUCUACAGCGCCGCCCUGCUCCCCGACCGCCGCCUGCAACGCUGCCCCGCUCCCCGAUCACUUCCUGUAGCUCCUCCCCACCAUCGAAACUCCUCCUGACCACCAGAGCUCCGCUCGGCUGCCACCGGUGCGCCGCUCACUCGCCACCUCCGCCUGCCAGAGCCACCAGACUGCCUUUUUUGCCUCUUUCAGGGGGGGCACCAUGGGGCCCCUGCCAUGUUGUAGACCCUGCAGGCCUGUACAGUACCGCUGGCGAUUUUUCCUCUGGCCCCCAAGCUCAGCCUGGCUCUGGCCAUCUACACCACCGCUCGCCAGCCUCUGGCCUCCCUACCGCCUGCCACCGGCCUUCCCGCCUAUGGUUCAGCAGCUCUCGCGCGGCCUAUGGCCCCCGCCACCGUCGCUCCGCUCCCCGGCCGCCACCUGCAGUGCCGCCCCGCUCCCCGACCGCUGCCUGCAACACCGCCUCACUCCCCGGCCGCCACCUGCAGCUUCUCCCCACCACCGGAACUCCUCCCGACCACUGGAGCUCCACCCGACUGCCACCGGUGCGCCGCUCACUAGCCACCUCUGCCCGCUAG
Messenger RNA from Cryptomeria japonica (Japanese cedar), 741 nucleotides. RefSeq names its product vegetative cell wall protein gp1-like. The coding region runs from base 1 to 741 and encodes 246 amino acids. The record is from RefSeq and is a predicted model, not a curated record. The transcript has 2 exons. Lineage: Eukaryota; Viridiplantae; Streptophyta; Pinopsida; Cupressales; Cupressaceae.